AUGUCAUCAGAGCAGUUCUCACGGCUCUCACUUGGGGAGACCAUGGUCACGACUCGAGCCGGAGCUAAGAAGGCAGCCAAAGCCAGUCCUCAGUCCCUUCAUACUCUGCCGGACCUUGUCCCUGACCAUCCUCUUCCUUCAAUCGAGUCAUCCUCCCCUGUCUCUCCAACGCCUUCUCUUGUCAUUUCGACAACCAAUCUGCAGUACAAUGUGUCCGCCUUUGACACGGAUCUUCGUAGAAGAGCCAAACGAGGGCUUGAGGACAAUGAUAUCAGGAUCAAAUACUGCGCCGUCUCUGACGACGAGAGCAGCCCAGACGGCACCCCGACCAAGUACUUUUACAUUGACGACGACAUAACUGUAGCGAUGGGAGGGAAGCUGGGCAGUCCAAGGUGCACAUGUGGUUCCAACGAGCAAGGUCUGGCUUGCAAGCACAUAUAUUGGGUUGGUGAUCAGAUCAUCUCGGCCUCAACAAGUCCGGAACAGCUAUACGAGCAACCAUUGGAGCUGUCCAAGGAUGGAUCUACCAUUGCCGACGUGAAGCCAGCAGACGUUCUCGAGGCCAAAGGCCUGGGCAUCAUUGCAAGCGAUCUCGACUGGGCAUUCAAAGAGGACGACCUACCAGAAGACGAUGAAGAGAUGCACGAUGCAAUCACCACGAUGUUGUCUGUCUUUGAACCUCGGGAUGCUCUUCCUGGAGAAUUCAAAUGUCCCGAGUCACCCCUCACUUCGGAACGAUCGAAGAAGUACCAGGAGGUUACCGAUCUCUUUACCCAAUAUGCGUCGCGGGACCCUGGCCUCUUCCUGCAGAUGCGCAAGAUCAUCGAUCCGGACUUCCAAGGCCGCGUCUUCUUUGAAAAGGUGGAAGAUCGCAUCAACCAGAACUUUCAUGCUCUGGACGAAUACAUAGCAAACGGGCCAGUCAAUGCAUCGGCCGAUGCGCCGCAUGUCGACGUGCUCAGUUGCGCUACGAAGCUCAAGGCACUCGUCAACGCCAUCGACGAAUUCUACCAAGACCGAGUCGACUCGGGUUUGGAGACCAGAGACCUGGCCGUAAGAGCAGCCGCAGCGCUCGUCACGAUACUGGACCGUGUGACUGACCGCAACUGCAACGCCUAUGAGGAUACCCAAUGGGGAAUCGAGGCGCCGACCAGUCCAGUUGAGAACAACCUGUUUGUUGCACUGAUUGGUGCCUCUGCCACUGGAGAGCCACCGCUCGUGAUUGAUGCGCUCGCUUCUUUGCCGCAAGAGGAUGUCCUUCGGAACCACUGGGAGACUUUGCAAGGCAUCGAGCAGAAGUUGGCCUGUCCUGAGACGCCGCCGGAAUACACCAGUGCCUUCCGCACAGUAGUGUUUGAAAAUCGGAAGAGAGCGGCGUCUGAAGUGCGUGAAGGGCAGUCCAAGAGAAGCAUGCCAUCUUGA
Messenger RNA from Plenodomus lingam JN3, 1422 nucleotides. NCBI's taxonomy places the organism in Eukaryota, Fungi, Ascomycota, Dothideomycetes, Pleosporales, Leptosphaeriaceae. The record is from RefSeq and is a predicted model, not a curated record.